UGCCCAGCUCGGCACUCGGCACGGCGCGGCAGUUCACAGUUGACUCAUGACUGUCGGCAUAGCAACAGGUUGUAUCUUUACGUAAACCUUCUAGUUUCUGUGUGUAGUAAACUUUCGGUGCUGCAUUUUAGACUAGUUUGUUGGUUAAUAUUCGUUAGUUCAGUCAGUGAAAAUGAAAAGUUUCAUAUACUAUUCAGAAUCAUCAGAUUUUCCGAUAGAAAAUCUACCCUACGGUGUUUUUAACACGGAACAAGAUGAAAACAAAAGGAUUGGUGUCGCAAUUGGGGACAAAAUUCUUGACUUGAGCAAAAUUAGCCACUUAUUUAAUGGACCUGAAUUAAAAAAUCAUCAAGAUGUUUUCACUAAAAGUGAAUUGAACAGUUUUAUGGCUCUUCCCAGAGCUGCAUGGAAGGAGGCUCGCAGAUGCCUGCAAAAUCUAAUAUCACCCAACUGCAAAGAUCUUCAGUCCCUGCCUGAAGUGUUUGUUGAUCAAAGUGAGGCUGUGAUGCACUUACCUGUAAAUAUUGGAGAUUACACAGAUUUCUACUCCUCUUUGUACCAUGCUCGGAAUGUGGGUGCUAUGUUUAGAGGAGAACGAGCUGCACUGCUUCCUAACUGGAAACACAUACCCGUUGGUUAUCAUGGGAGAGCAUCAUCUGUUGUGGUGUCCGGAACCCCCAUUCGGCGCCCCAAUGGCCAAACUUGCCCUGUAGCAGGAGAGCCUCCUACUUUUGGACCUUCCCAAAACAUGGACUUUGAAUUGGAAGUGGGAUUUUUCUAUGGUGGAGCUCCAAACUGCCUUGGAGAGCCAAUUUCAAUGAAAGAUGCUGAAGAUCACAUCUUUGGAUUUGUUCUUAUGAAUGACUGGAGUGCUCGUGACAUUCAAAAGUGGGAAUAUGUUCCUCUGGGCCCAUUUUUAUCCAAGAACCUGGGGACAACUAUAUCUCCCUGGAUUGUCACCAUGGAGGCUUUAGAGCCUUUUAAGACUGAAAAUGAAGUGCAAGAUCCGGAGCCAUUCCCAUACUUAAAACAUGACGACAAGUACAAUUUUGAUAUUAACUUAACUGUUGAUCUUAAAUGUGCUGGGUCUUCAGUUGAGACAAGAAUUUCACACACAAACUAUAAAUACCUUUACUGGACUCCUAAACAGCAGCUAGUACAUCAUACUAUAACAGGAUGUACUAUGAAACCAGGAGAUCUGUUGGCAUCUGGCACAAUCAGUGGACCCUGUCAAAACUCAUAUGGCUCCAUGCUAGAACUCGCAUGGAAUGGUACAAACCCAGUUCAAAUAUCAGAUGAAGAGACAAGAAAGUUUUUACAUGACGGCGAUGAAGUUAUAUUCAAAGGUUAUUGCCUAGGAGACGGAUUUAGAGUUGGAUUCGGAUCUUGCACUGGAAAACUUCUCCCUGCUGUUCCACUUGAGUUGUAAUCAUAAAAAUUAAAAUUUAAGCUGACAUAAAUUU
Messenger RNA from Homalodisca vitripennis (glassy-winged sharpshooter), 1463 nucleotides. It is a transcript of the gene Faa, whose product is annotated as fumarylacetoacetase. NCBI's taxonomy places the organism in Eukaryota, Metazoa, Arthropoda, Insecta, Hemiptera, Cicadellidae. Gene Ontology annotation, molecular function: fumarylacetoacetase activity. The record is from RefSeq and is a predicted model, not a curated record. The transcript has 9 exons. The coding region runs from base 173 to 1429 and encodes 418 amino acids. Gene Ontology annotation, biological process: L-phenylalanine catabolic process; L-tyrosine catabolic process; homogentisate catabolic process.